Closterium sp. Naga37s-1 is the source of this 1215-nucleotide messenger RNA. NCBI's taxonomy places the organism in Eukaryota, Viridiplantae, Streptophyta, Zygnematophyceae, Desmidiales, Closteriaceae. The record is from the annotation of a GenBank genome assembly.
AUGCCCCCUUUUACCCCCUCAUUUUCCCCCCUCCCUCCAUGCCCUCCUUCUUCGUCAUUCCUCUUCCCGCCCUCUCUUCCCACACGUCCCUUCCCCCCCCCCACCCAAAACCCGUCUUCUCAAACCCCCAGAGAAGGCGCUGACGUGGCGUAUGCUGACGUGGACGCGCAGGGGAAGACAGCCCUGAUGGCGGCGGCGGAAGGGGGGAGGGCGGACGUGGUGCGGGCGCUACUGGGGGAAGGGGCGGUGUGGAAUGCGGUGGAUAUGGGGGGGAAGAGCGCAGGGGACUAUGCAAUGGAAGGGGUGGUGGCGUGGGGGGAGGGGGCGGAGGGGGAGGAGGAGAAAAACGAAGAGGAAAGAACGAGACGACAAGAAGUGCUAGAUACACUGAUUGAUGCUGGCAUCAAAUCAGAGCUCAUUCUGGGGGCAGCCAGUAGGAACCUGACACGUGGCAGCACAGCAGCAGGAGCAGCGGAGCAGUCAGCACCUGCCUCAAAUGCCGCCUACCUGUCGGAGCGACUGCAGCUGUCUGAAAGCCGAUUGGUGGACGGGGAGGGAGGGGGAGUGAUGAUGAAGUGGGAGGGGGCUCUUAUGCAAGCCCACGCGCAAGCCAUCUGCCAACAGGGAGGAGAUAUUCUCAAUAUCGGGUUUGGCAUGGGUAUAAUAGACACCGCCAUUGCAGCACGCAUCGGCCAAUCGGAAGGCGGGAUUCGAUCGCACACUAUAGUGGAAGCGCAUCCGGACGUUAUAGCGAGGAUGAAGGGGGAGGGGUGGCAUGAGAAGGAGGGAGUGAGGGUGGUGGAGGGGAGAUGGCAAGACGUGUUACCGCAACUAGGGCAAUACGACGGCAUCUUCUUUGACACAUAUGGAGAAUACUACGAUGAUCUCCGAGAGUUCCAUUCCCACCUUCCACAGCUACUGAAACCCAGCGGGCUCUAUUCCUUCUUCAACGGCAUGUGUGGCGACAACGCCUUCUUCCACACCGUCUACUGCCACAUAGUAGCGUUGGAGCUGCAGCAGCUCGUGGGGCUGACCACUCAGUUCAUUCCCCUGCCGGUCAGCCGGUGCUUGGAUGGGGACACGUGGGCGGGGGUGCGGCAUAAGUACUGGCAGCUAGACGCCUAUCACCUGCCCGUUUGCUACCGUGAUGAGACAGAGGAGGGGGGGGAGGAGGAGAAGGAACAACAGGAGGGAGAGGAGGGGGAGGAGGCAUAG